Ruditapes philippinarum (Manila clam) is the source of this 3025-nucleotide messenger RNA. Its product is annotated as Kruppel-like factor 2. The transcript has 2 exons. The record is from RefSeq and is a predicted model, not a curated record. Bases 149 to 1426 code for a protein of 425 amino acids. NCBI's taxonomy places the organism in Eukaryota, Metazoa, Mollusca, Bivalvia, Venerida, Veneridae. Gene Ontology annotation, biological process: regulation of transcription by RNA polymerase II. Gene Ontology annotation, molecular function: DNA-binding transcription factor activity, RNA polymerase II-specific; RNA polymerase II cis-regulatory region sequence-specific DNA binding.
AUAUACAUUACAUACAAGACUUCAAUAUGUUUUAGAAUUGCAUUGAGAUCGGACACAUGUUUGAUUUUCUCUGAUUAUAUGAACUUAUGCAAAUUGAGUGACAGUUGAUCUUAGUGUUUAUUUAAGUCUUUGAUAUUAGUUGCCAAUUAUGAUUGGAAGUAAUGGAAACUGCAGCGAAAUGCAUGAUGGAUGGCAAGAAGUAGAGAAAUACCUGUAUGGGGAAACUAUGCAGUUUGAACAAGAAACGAUGAAGUUUGAGAGCGGAAUAAUGCAGAACUUGGACCAACUAAAUACGGGAUUCCCUACAAGCCCGGUUUCACCAGUGCGUUCACCAUCAUCACCAGGAUCAAAUUACUCGUGCAAUAGCCCAAGUGGAUGCAGCAUGGGGUCACCGGCUCCAGUUAACAGCCUUUGUGUUAAUCAGGAACUGUAUGAUGAUUUGUUGGAUUUGGACUUUAUCUUGUCAAAUACAAUGGACAACAAUAACUUGUCCUUGUACGCCGAUGAUAACAAUUGUUUGAAAAUAAAGCAGGAACCCUCUGCUGACAACUCAUUGCCGGACUUUACUUCUAGUUUCUUAGACAUACCAGACAUUAAACUAGAAAAUUUCAAAAGCUGUGCUAAUUCCGUUUCAAAUACAUUUCCAGAAGUUGAAUCUAGCAACAAAGUUGAUGGUAACCUUGUGAUACCAAAACAGGAAUGUACAUCAAAUUCGAAUACGUGUGCGAACUUUACCGCAACACCCAUGCGUCAAGAGUGCAAUCCUCAGCAUACGCAACAACAGAUGCAUUAUAGCAUGAACAUUCCCAGCCAAUUAUCACCACCUUCGUCGCCGGAUCUCUACUCAGACAACACCCAUAAAUGCUUGCCAGCAAUGCCUCAACUACAGCAAAUGAGACCUGCACCUCAUCAACCACAUCAGCAUUCAACGCUCCCACCGUACCCGCACCACAUGACUCCACAGUUCCAGCAGUACCUCAUGUCUCAGCAUCUGAUGCCAAAACUUGGUCAGCAUGGUCACAUGACUCAGUUACCUCCCCACAUGAUGACACCGCCAUCAUCGCCACAACAGUUUGUUGACCUUCUCUUGCCACAGAGCAUCAUGGACCCAGCUUUGGUCCAACCAAAGAAACGUGGACGACGCACCUGGGGCCGCAAACGCCAGACAACCCACACUUGUUCUCACCCGGGUUGUACCAAAACCUACACAAAAAGUUCUCAUUUGAAGGCUCACCUCCGAACGCACACUGGCGAGAAACCUUAUUGCUGCACGUGGAAGGGAUGUGGCUGGAAGUUUGCACGAUCUGAUGAGCUUACACGCCACUACCGCAAACAUACCGGUGAUAGACCAUUCCAAUGUCACCUCUGUGAGCGCGCCUUCUCCAGAAGCGACCACCUGUCACUCCACAUGAAGAGGCACAUAUGAACAUUAUCCAGGCAAGUGUCUAUACGAAUAAAGGCACUCUAUGGAAGCAGAUACGAGCUGAUAUAGAGCUCAGACUUAUUUUUAAGGAAUCCAAAAGGACUGAUGUAUUUAUUUGAACGAUUAUUACACUUUGAUAAUGUGUGUAAUUAAUUUGAAUUGUGAAAAAAGUUAAGUUUUCACCAAUGUUACGUUUUUGGAUAGCCUUUAAAAUAUAUUGUCUUAGAGGUUGUUUAUUUUUGUUGGAGAGACUGACCGGUUCAGUUUUGUAAGUCUAACAUCAAACCUUUUGAGAUGAGUGUGGUGCUGGCCGCCCCAUGAGGCUCAAAUAGGGAGGUGUAGAGGUGUACAUUUUGUUCCAAAUACAUUGUUAAUGUAUCCAUGGAGACCAAUGUUGUUAAAUACUUUAAAGGUCAUGCGAUUGUUUGUUUAAAUAUAUAUUGUUAUAUUUUUAUAUAUAUAAUAUGAAAAUCAAACUUGAAAAAAAAUAUUAUUUCAACUGCCGAGCCUAAACCAAAUUGAAAAUUGUAGAAAGAUAUUAUAAUAUACAAAAAGAAGUGUUUUUUUUUAGAAAUAUAUAUGUUAUAUUCAAAUGAUAUUAUAAAUAUCGACUGCACUGAAUUGUACAACUUCUAGUGCUAUAGAAUAGUAUACGAUUGCUCUAUAUUUUUGUAUAUUAAGUAAUAUUUAACAUGAUAUUAUAUUUUAUAGAUUUUUUGCUCGCUUUUUAAGUGCUGUUUAUAUUUCAAAUGUUUUAUAUUUUUUCCAUUAAAAUAGAACUGAACGAGAAACUAUGAAUGUGCAAUUAAGUGUGUUCAAACAUUAUGGUAGAGAACUAGCUGACCUGUUAAUUAAUAUAACACUUGAUUAGUAUGAUCAGGCCGUAACACGAUUCACGUGUACUCAUUUCUUUAUAAAACUUUUUUUUCCUAGCUAGUUAUACAUUACAAAUUAUUUAAUCAGAAAAACGUAGACUUCUUUUUAGUGAUAUUUAUCUUUCGUUGGCUUUUUAUUUAGAUUUUUCUCCCAUUUGUUUCCCAAACAGGCUUUGGCUUCAUUUAUAUCCAGUUAGGAUGAAAAUCUACAUGAAACAUUAUUUUCUCAAAUUCUAUGCUUUUCCUAUCUUAUCUGUUUGUUUUUUGUGCUUGUUAAUUUAAUUAUUCUGUUUAUUUUGUUUAACUUGUUUUUGGUGCUUUCUUGCAAACUUAUUAUUUUUGAACUUCCCCCACUUUUGUACUAGUCAAUUUUGCUACUUAUUUUGUAAUAUGUGCCAUUUUCUCAUAUCUUACAUUGGCUGGAACCAAAGUUUAUUGCUGCGCCUUAUUUAUUCUCAUUGAAAAUAUAAAUCAAAAUUUGUAACUUCAUUUGUAUCUUUUUAAAAAAAUAAAGAACGAAAACUUAACCAAAUGCUGUCUUUUGAUACCUUUUUGGAAAGCUUGUAUUAAAUUUAUGGAAUUUGUUUGCUAUAGUUUUAAUAAAACAGCUAGGGCGUCUAAGAAGUUUGGUUCUUGUCGCAACUGUGUAUAAACCAGCAAGACUGGUCAUUUCAUGGUGAUCAUAAAACCCGGUAAAAUCGGGAAAAUAAAUUAUUGAAACUUACAA